This is a messenger RNA of Ochlerotatus camptorhynchus, 2549 nucleotides long. Its product is annotated as DNA repair protein complementing XP-C cells homolog. The annotation marks the transcript as partial. NCBI's taxonomy places the organism in Eukaryota, Metazoa, Arthropoda, Insecta, Diptera, Culicidae. Gene Ontology annotation, cellular component: cytoplasm; nucleus; nucleotide-excision repair factor 2 complex. Gene Ontology annotation, biological process: mismatch repair; nucleotide-excision repair. Gene Ontology annotation, molecular function: single-stranded DNA binding; damaged DNA binding. The transcript is spliced from 4 exons. The record is from RefSeq and is a predicted model, not a curated record.
UCAAAGCCGCUCAAGAAAAAGAAAGAAGAAGAUUCCGAUUCUGAUUGGGAAGAAGUAGAAGAGAAGGAGGAAAACCAGCCUCUGCAUGACGUACAAAUAACACUGGAUGUUGGACCGACAAAUGUUCAGAGGAAGAAACGGAGCAAUGAAAUCGAUAUUGAAGCAUGUAUCGAGCGGUUUUUGAAUCGCAAGAAGCGUGAGAUUCAAAUCACCCUCCACAAAAUUGACAUUGAGAUGGCCAUUGCCGACGGAAACUUCGUGAACGGCGUUUUGAACAACUCUAAACUAUUAUCGCUGGCUUUGACGUUGAUUCCGUCGCAAAAAUGUUAUCCAAAGGAUAGAACAAACCUAGAAUACUUUGAACAGAUUACGAAAUUUUUCAAAGAAAUCGUAGAUCUCAAAGGAAGACGAAUGUUCUGUCGCUUCAAAAAGCUACCGUCAUUGGAGACAUCACUUCGCCUGCAGAUGUUGACUAAGGCCGCCAUCUGUAAGCGUGAUUACGUUUUGAUAUUUAUAAUUCUACUUCGCGCAAUUGGCGUCCAGUGUCGCAUGGUCAUGUCCUUGGCUGUAGAACCGAAGAAGCUACCACAGAGUGAACUACAGCAAACGCAAGUUACAGUGGUAAAGAAAGCAAAAAAGGAUAUCGACUCGGAAGCAAAAUCAACCGCCACCAGUAUUAGUAAGGGGUCAAAGAAAAAAUCAACCAAGGAAGACCACGAUUAUGCCGAUGACGGUAAUAGUGGAGCGAAGAAGGAGCGUUCUAAGCGGAAGGCAGCAACUGGGAGCGCCCUUAAAGUUCUUCAACUUGACGGAAAUGACGAUUCUUGUGGCGGCGUACCGAGUAAGAAAUCCAAGCUGGCACCCUCGACAGGUCAAGCCGACAGUUCGAAGGACAAGCCAUCUCCGGGACCAAGUACUUCGAAGGCUGCCAUUCCCAAGCUGCAGGAAGUUUCUGUGUUCUCGCCGAGAAAAACACGGAAGCAACGUCAAGAACAAGCCAACGGUUCCCCGAGUUUCUCCGAAAUCUCAAAGCCUAAUAACCCAAAGCGAAAUAGCAAUCCACCUGUCGUCGCAGUACCCUCCACCACUUCAUCUAUUUUGAUCAGGAAGGACUAUAAAGACAAACCAGUGAAGAAUAUUAUCGAUAAGAAGAAGACAUCCACUAAAGGGGUUAAACCUUCUAAUACAACAGCAAUUAAUUCAAAAGUAAAUCAAAGCAAUACGCAAACGAAGAAUGCAACACCGAAAGCUACAAAACCGAAACCAGAACCGGUCAAAGCACCGACAGUGGAAAAAUCUAAAUCCAAAUGUAAAGAAAGUCCCAAAGUUCUUAAGGUGGAAAUCUUUGACAAGAAACUCAAAAAACGGCUGGACCGUCGAGUGCUUUCAACGGACGACGAAUUUCGCAAAGAUCCAGACAACAAAACCAAGCUCAAAUCCGGCGUCAAUCUGUGGAUCGAGGUGUACGCCGAGGAGGAGGAACAAUGGGUCCCACUCGAUGCCGUGGGUAGCAAGGUCCACUGCCUGGAACACAUUGUGAAGCAGGCUUCGUCUCCACUGGUCUACAUCCUCGCAUGGAACAACGACGGCACAAUCAAAGACGUUUCCCCGCGUUACUGUCCGAACUAUGCUACCAGCACCAAAAAGCUACGUAUCAAGCAGGAGUGGUUGGACAAAACGUUGGCCGAGUUCAAGGGGAAGCGAACGGCCAAGGAUAUCGAAGAGGACCGUUCUCUGAAUCAGGCACUGAUGGAGCAGCCUCUACCAACGACCAUCAGCGAGUUCAAGAAUAAUCCGCUCUACGCCUUGAAGCGACACCUGCUGAAGUUUGAAGGAAUCUACCCGCCGGAUGCUCCGACACUUGGAUUCAUCAAGGAUGAACCCGUUUACGCGAGGGAAUGCGUACAGACGCUACACUCGCGGGAAAUUUGGCUGAAGCAGGCGCGAACGGUGAAGAUGUUCGAAACGGCGUACAAGGUGGUCAAUGCCAGGCCCAAAUACGAUCGGGCCUCCAGUCAAAUGCUUCCGGCUCAGCCGCUGGAACUUUUCGGCUACUGGCAAACUCAGGACUACGAACCUCCUACGGCGGAAGACGGCAUCGUUCCGAGGAAUGCCUACGGCAACGUGGAACUUUUCAAACCGUGCAUGCUCCCGAAGAAAACCGUUCAUCUGCAAUUGCCCAGUUUGAACCGAAUUUGCAAGAAGCUGGGCAUCGAUUGCGCUCAAGCCGUGACCGGGUUCGAUUUCCACGGCGGAUGCAGCCAUCCAGUGUACGACGGGUUCGUAGUUUGCGAGGAGUUCAAGGACCUGGUGUUCGACGCCUGGUACCAGGAGCAGGAGCAAGAAGAGAAACGAGAACGCGACAAGUACGAGAAGCGGGUCUACGGCAACUGGAAGAAGCUUAUCAAGAGAUUGCUGAUUCGUCGGAAGCUGCAGAAUAAGUACAAUUUCGACAAUCUCACUGGGUAAUUGGAUCCCAUCGAGUGAUCUAAAUGGCAUGCUCGGCUGAUGAUUUUUAAGUGUCGGAGUAGUUCGUAAAUGUUCUUACG